Molecule: messenger RNA, 2552 nt
Organism: Amaranthus tricolor (Joseph's coat)
Lineage: Eukaryota; Viridiplantae; Streptophyta; Magnoliopsida; Caryophyllales; Amaranthaceae
Product: rhamnogalacturonan I rhamnosyltransferase 1
Exons: 8
Coding region: 488-2113 (541 amino acids)
Cellular component (GO): cytoplasm
Source: RefSeq, a predicted model, not a curated record
CUCCAAACAAAUUCUUUUUCUCUCUAAAAAUCCUUCAAGAUUUUCCCUCUCUACACUUUUCCGGGAGAAUUUUCUGGGAUUUUCAUAUUAUUUUAAGUACAUUGUUUUUGUUUGGUAGUAGUGAAAAUUAUUGUUAAACUUUUACCAACUUAUUUGGUGGAAUUUCAAAGAAUUUUUUGUUUUUAAUAAAGGGUUUACUUUAAAUUUCUGCUAACAAUUAAUAAUUUUUGCUUGAAUUUUAGCAAAUUGUCAUUGAAGUGGGAAUUUUCAGCAAAUUUAAAUCUUUUUUUUUUUUUAAUAAAAUAACUAUUUUUUUGUGGGAAUUUCAAGGUAUAUUCAUUGAUUUCAGUUAAAUUAUUAAAUAAUUUUGCUUCAAUUUUCCUGGGCAUUUCUUAAAGUUACUUCAGUAAUUUUUCUUGAAGAUUUUGACUUCAGAUUGUGAAUGAGCGGGAAAGAUCAAAACUUUCCUAUUUUGGCUGAAAAAUAAAUGGUGGGUAUUGUUGAAAAGAAGCAGAAAUUACCAGAAUUUAGCUGUAUAAUGUGUAAAGUGGAAGAAUCUUCAAAUGAGCUCAUAAGGGAGAGAAAGGUUGUUAAUGGUGGAGAAAAAGAAUGGAAAAUGGAUAUAAAAUUGGAGAAAAUAUUUAAUGAUUCAUCAAAAUUGGAUAAAUUGAGAGGUAUUCGAUCUAGAAAAGCUAAGCAAUGGAUGAUUAGAGUUGGAACUACCAUUCUGUUUUGGGUGAUUUUGCUACAUAUUACAACAAUGGGUAACUUUUGGAGACCAAAUUUGAUGAAAAGUUGGCCUUAUUCUUUGAAAAAUAAUGCCUUUAAUUUACAUAUGAAUGUUGAGAAGUUACCUAUGCUUCCCAAGAUUGCUCUUCCUCCAAAAAGGGUUUAUACAAACAAUGGUUACCUUAUGGUAUCCUGUAAUGGAGGCCUUAAUCAAAUGAGAGCAGCAAUUUGUGAUAUGGUUGCGAUUGCCAGAUAUCUGAAUGUCACUCUUAUUGUCCCUGAAUUGGAUAAAAGAUCAUUUUGGAAGGAUCCUAGUGAUUUUCAAGACAUUUUUGAUGUUGAUCAAUUCAUCACGUCAUUGAGAGACGAAGUUCGGAUUUUGAAAGAGUUACCUCCUAAAUGGAAGCAAAGAGUAGAAGAAAACAAGGGAUACUCUCUGGCGCCAGUUAGUUGGUCUGAUCUUUCUUAUUAUCAGAAUCAGAUUCUUCCGUUGUUUUUGAAACAUAAGGUUGUACAUCUGAAUAAAACCGAUGCUCGUCUUGCAAAUAAUGGGCUGCCACUCGAUAUACAAAAGUUAAGAUGUAAGGUGAACUAUCAAGCAUUAAAAUUCACUCCGGAAAUUGAAGAAUUAGGGCGAAGGGUUGUGAAUAUCUUGAAGCAAAAGGGCCCGUUUCUUGUGCUUCAUCUUCGAUACGAAAUGGACAUGUUAGCUUUCUCAGGGUGUACUCAAGGGUGUACUGCAGCUGAGGCCAAAAAUCUUACUGAAAUGAGGUAUUCUUACCCUUGGUGGAAGGAAAAAAUCAUAGACUCAGAUGCUAAACGACGAGAUGGGCUAUGCCCGUUGACACCCGAGGAAACGGCCUUAACCUUAAGGGCACUAGGAAUCGAUCAAAGUAUUCAAAUCUACAUUGCUUCCGGGGAAAUAUAUGGGGGAAAACGGAGAAUGGCUAGCUUAGCUUCUGCUUUUCCGAAUUUGGUUAGGAAGGAGACCCUACUUGAACCUUCAGACUUAAGAUUUUUCCAAAAUCACUCGUCUCAGAUGGCGGCUUUAGACUAUUUGGUCUCGUUGGAGAGUGAUAUAUUUGUUCCUACUUAUGAUGGGAAUAUGGCUAGAGUUGUGGAGGGCCACCGGAGAUACAUGGAUUUCAAGAAGACGAUUACUCUGGAUAGAAAGCUUCUGGUUGAAUUAAUCGAUGCGUACAACUCCAAAUCAUUGGGUUGGGAUGAGUUCUCAUCCGCUGUUAAGGCAGCUCAUGCUAACCGUAUGGGAACCCCACAUACGCGAAUUAUGAUUCCCAAUAAACCCAAAGAAGAAGACUAUUUCUACUCCAACCCGUACGAGUGCUUGGAACAACAACCAAAUGAAGCAUUAAAAAUCGCGUGAAUUCUUCCUUAAUCUCUAACCAUGCCGAUGGAAUGUUCCUAUACUCUUUUGAUGCACAACUUAUGUAUCGUUUGCAUCAUCAAACCGAUACUCGGCCACACGAGUGGCCUGCUCUCGUUUUCGACAAACAACAGGUAUAAGCUAAGUACAAAAAAGGGUGAUUUCGAGUCAUAGAACGAAUAUUAUGCUUUUAUGCUUUCUUAGGCAUUCGCAGCACAUUUUGAACAUAAUUAUAAUAGCGAUUAUACCAUAGUUAAUAAUUUUAAUACAUGUAUAGAAAAAUUAGUCUGCCAUCUUUAUAAGUUGUAGACUUCAACAUGCAUAUACAAGGCACUCAAAGUUUUGGAAUUCUUUUGUUUAUUUUACUUUUUUAGCUCGGAAUUCUGAUGUUCCUGAUGCAAAUUUAAUGGAUUUUCAUGCAUUUUUUUUUUCUGGUUUU